AUGAGAGCUUCCUUGAUCAGAUCCGCGGGGAAUGCCCUGAGGAAGGGGAGCGGAUCCCCCUCUUCUGCCCCCUCUGCUCGCAUAAUUCUAAGAUACUACGCCUCCCAGCCACCCCCGGAGCGGAAGGUCGCCAUUCUGGGGGCCGCCGGGGGGAUCGGGCAGCCGCUCUCGCUCCUCAUGAAGCUGAAUCCCCUUGUGUCCCGCCUCGCCCUCUACGAUAUUGCCGGCACCCCUGGAGUUGCCGCCGACGUCAGCCACAUUAACACGCGUGCUGAGGCGCGGUCCCUGUCGCUUCUUCCCGACUCCUGUCUUCUAUCUUCUGCUUUCAACCCUGGUGCUGUUCCUCCAUUGCGGGUCUGAUCCCCGUCCGUAAACAUUAACAGGUCUCUGGAUAUGCGUCAGAGGAGCAGCUAGGGCAGGCUUUGGAGGGUUCUGAUGUUGUUAUCAUCCCGGCCGGUGUGCCGAGGAAGCCCGGCAUGACCCGCGACGAUCUCUUUAACAUCAAUGCGGGGAUCGUGAAAUCCCUCUGCACUGCUAUCUCCAAGUAUUGCCCCGAUGUAAGUCCGGGAAACUUUUACGCGACCCACCCCUCCUAGAUUCUCGCUCACACACUCAUUGGUUGACCGUUUAUGGGUGAUUUCUACUGUGAGUCUUCAUUUACAGCGAUUUGAUGGUUAUCGUUUCCCUUUCCUCGAUUUUUCAGGCGAUUGUUAACAUGAUUAGCAAUCCCGUGAACUCUACAGUCCCCAUUGCAGCUGAAGUCUUCAAGAAGGCGGGGACGUACAACGAGAAGAAGCUCUUCGGUGUUACCACACUUGAUGUUCUGAGGGCCAAGACUUUCUAUGCUGCCAAAGCCGGACUUCCUGCUGCGGGUAUAGUUUCUUCGUCUGACAAAUUUAGUUUUGUCAUCUCUUUGUUGCUCUACGUAUACUAUCUAUUACUUAAUAGUUGCUUCUGACGUGCCACUGAAACUGAUUAUACUCUGUUUACUGUCUGUUUAUUUAUACUCAGAUGUCAAUGUUCCUGUCAUUGGAGGCCACGCUGGAAUAACCAUCCUUCCUCUAUUUUCACAGGUACAAGUCUUGCUGUGUAAAAGCCUGUUCCAACAGGCGUGGUUCGCAUUUCGCUUCAUUUAUUUUUACUAAGAAUUUUGAUAGUUAAAUGUUUUUUGAUCGGUAGGCAAUUUCCAGCAGCGAUUUUCAAUCACGUCAAGAGUCUCUGUCACAUGAAGACGUUAGGGCUCUUACAAAGCGAACACAGGAUGGAGGCACAGAAGUGGUGGAAGCAAAGGCUGGAAAGGGCUCUGCAACACUAUCCAUGACGUAAGUUUCUACAGAGAUUUUAUUUUGAUUAAUUCAUCCACCUGGUCUUUGAUUAUUUAAUUAGGGAUUUAUGAAAGAAGUUGCACGAUACCUUGCCAUUUAGUUGUCUCCAAUCUUAAUCGUUGCUUUCUAUGAACUUUUUUUUUCUGAUUUUCUAUUUUUCUGCUCCUUGAGAUAAUAGUAUGCUUGUUACUUAUUUGGAUUAGUGAAAAUAUGAGACGAUGUCUGUGGUUGUGUAAUGUACUAUACAUUGAAACCUUCAUCUCUUAAUAGGAAGCUUCUCUUACCAGCGUCACCUUUUUGUUUGCUCUCUUCUGGGUUUUUUUCACCUUCGGAUAAUGUUAGUCUAUUGUCAAAUGGAACUAACCUUAGAAGAUUUAUACCAAUGCAUUUGUGUAGUUAAUUGGUCACCUUGUCCACGGACAUUUCUGAUUCGUUAAUAAUUUUAUCAUUUGAUACUUUUUUCUUUUGAUCUAUUGCCUUAUUUUUCCUUGGAACUUAAAUUCUGUCUUGGUUUCUGACAGUGAGUAUUUCAAAUAGUAUUUUAUCACUUUUUGGGAUUAGCAGACUGAUCAGAUAAUUUGUAUGUUCCUAUUUCACUUGAUGUGGUUCAUGGAAGGUUCUAAUUUUUAUUUUGACUCACUUGCAAUUCGCACUUUCUUCAAGCUGACAUUCCUGCUUUUUUUUUCCACUCAGUCUUCGAUUCUAUUCCUGGAAGUUCAUCAUCAUCUUAAUGUCUUAUCAUAAAAUGGUAAUAAUUGAAAUCCUGCUCCAAUACUUACGACUGAAGCGGGAGUGCUUUACUUCCUGUUGGACCCUCAUUUGGGCAUACUGUAAGGCGUUGUUUAAAUGUGGGGGAUAUUUCUUUCGUUUUAAGGAACUAACUCUUGAAGUUUUAUGCCAGUGUUUUCCAUUAAUGACGUGUGAUCACGUCAUUGUUGAAAUCUUAAUCUGUUGUAUAGUAAUCUGAUGAUUAAAUAUGUGCAACGUUUUUUUAUAAUCUGUCUAAAUUAGGGAUAACAGUUUCUGUCCAUUUAUUUUUCUGGAAGUUUCACUGAAGCUUGUUCAUACUAUGGUGAAGCAUUCACUUGAUCAGUACUUUUUAAAUGACAGACAUCGGAUAGUCUAGAGCUUCAUAAUAAAACGUUUUCUUGAAUUUCAAGAUUUUUAAACAGGACCGAUGCUGAUUCGUGUGUUGAUGAUCCUUGUGUUAUGGUUUUGAUCUCACACAAGGAGAUGCUCUUUUAUUUUAUGAUUAUUUCUUGGUAUAUGAUGUAUGGUUUUCUGAUUUGUUUAUCUCAACAUGUCAUCGCAAAAUGUAAAGUCUAUAUGCUGAAGUAUCAGAUAUUAUUUUUUGUUGAAUAGCUUGAUCAAUGUCUUCUGUUUUUUGUCUCGCUUGCUUGAUUGGAUGGGAUUAGUACUUACGUUAGUGUAGAAAUGUUUCAGUUAUGGUGGAUCAAUUUUUGCGGAUGCAUGUCUGAAGGGCCUUAAUGGGGCGCCUGACAUCGUAGAAUGCUCUUUUGUGCAAUCGAGUAUCACCGAGCUUCCUUUCUUUGCCUCCAAGGUAUAUCAGUUCCUCUCUGUUUCUAAAUGCGACUUCUCGAUCCUAAUAGCAUCUGAUAUCCACAAUUUUUUCUGUAGUCCUGUUUUUGUUAUUUGAUGGGCUGCCUCAAUCUCUUUUAUUUAAACUUUGAAGAUGCGGCAAUCACUGCGAAAAAAUGAUCACUUACAGGAGUAAUGGCUUUAAAGUCCUUCAGGAUGAUCGGAAAAUCAGCUUGGACUAGUUACCAGGACAUGAACUAUUUGCUUUAUUGGAAUCAACUUCCACCAUACCCAUUACCAGGACAUGUCUAUCUACUCGCGCUCAUGUUCAUGGUCCAGAGGUAGAGCGCUUUCGCUUACUCAUUUCCAUGAAUGGCUUUCACUCUCGAUGCCCCACCGUUCAACCAAUAAAACCGGAGAAAAUGACUGUCAAUAGUAUUACCAAGCAACUUUACUGUGUGAUGCAAUCUCCUCUUCUGAUAUUCAAGAGGGGAGAACUUUGACUUCAGGGUCACCACACGUGGCUGAAAUUCGCUUCCUCCACCCUGCUUUGCGUGAAGGAGGCCUGCCUAUUAUCACGGUAAAGACGGAGGCCGCAGAAGAUUUUGGCGUGUUUCUUUGAGGGGUGGUUUGGAAUCCACCUACUCUUGUAGAUGGGCUCCAAGUCGUCUCCAGAUGACGGAUUUUGAUGGAAUGGAGCGUGUAUUAAAGUGAUGGCACAUUACUUCGCGAUUGAGCUAUCUCCAUGUUUGAAACUCUCUGUUAGUUUGACCAGCUGCGGAUGGUUUCUGGUCAUGGUAAGCAGAAGGGGGAUCUCCGGGCGAUGAGAAUGAAACACAUCGGCCAAAAAAAUUUGAUACUGGGAAAACUCUUUCUUCGAAUUUGUAGUCAGCUGAUGACACAGUUGAUCCAUGCUGUGUCUUUUCUCCAAAUCUGGGUCCCAAUAUUCUGUAUAAUCACUUUCAGUUUGAGAGAGCUUUUGAACAUAGGCUAAUAAUGUUCAGUCUUGGGAGUUGCAUAUAUAAGGCAUGGUCUUGAUUGUCUUGGAACCUCCUCUUCGAUAUUACUUCACUGAAAAUUGUCUUGCUGUGAUUUUUUUUUCUUAAUGACGGCCUUCUCAAUUGUUUUAUUUUUUCUCAAAUCGAAAGUUGUUAUGCUUUUUAUUUAGUGGGUAGUUUUCUAUGCCUGUCGAUUGUAAUUUGCCAGAGCCCUGAAAAUGGUGCUGUUUGUUUUCGCAGGUUAAGCUGGGCAGGAAUGGGAUUGACGAAGUUCAAGGACUGGGUACCCUGUCCGACUUUGAGAAGGAAGGCUUGGAAAAUUUGAAGGCUGAGCUCAAGUCCUCCAUAGAGAAGGGGAUCAAAUUCGCUAAUGAGAGUUAA
Spirodela intermedia is the source of this 4243-nucleotide messenger RNA. The record is from the annotation of a GenBank genome assembly. NCBI's taxonomy places the organism in Eukaryota, Viridiplantae, Streptophyta, Magnoliopsida, Alismatales, Araceae.